Molecule: messenger RNA, 1851 nt
Organism: Antrostomus carolinensis (chuck-will's-widow)
Lineage: Eukaryota; Metazoa; Chordata; Aves; Caprimulgiformes; Caprimulgidae
Gene: SPAG5
Product: sperm associated antigen 5
Biological process (GO): cell division; regulation of attachment of spindle microtubules to kinetochore
Source: RefSeq, a predicted model, not a curated record
UGCCUGGAGGAGCGGGAUGCCAUGAGGCAGCGAGCAGACGCAGCUCUCCGAGCCAAGGAGGAGGGCGAUCGCUUCCUGGAGGCCUUCCGUGCCCAUGCCAGCGCCCGGAUCAGCGCCCGUGACCAGAGCCUGGCCUCCCAGCAAGAGCUGGGCACGCUGCUGGUGGAUGCCAUCGACCUGCAGGCAUCCCUGGCUGCUGAGGCUCAGCCCUUCAGGGAGUUCAUAGACAUCACCUUUGAGAAUCUGGAGGAGGAAAGGAGAGCCCUGGAUGUGGAGCGGGAGCAGACGAGGGCUCUGGUGUCGCGGUGCCGCGCUGUGCUGGAGAGCGUUCCCGGCAAGCUGCGGGGCUGCCUGGAGGAGCGGGAUGCCACGAGGCAGCGAGCAGAUGAAGCUCUUCAAGCCAAGGAGGAGGUGUCCUGCCAGCUGGAGGAGACCUCGGUGGCCCUUCAGGAUGCGGUGGCUCAGGUGGAGCAGCUGACAGUGGCCAACUCACGCCUCAGUGCAGACCUGAGCUCCUUGAUGACGAAUCUGGCCAACCUGGAGCAGGAGCGGGAUGCGCUGCAGCAGGAGAACGAGAAGCAGUGGGAGGAGAUGGCCUGGCUGGCGCGGGAGAAGGAAACCCUGCAGCGGGAGUGCAAGGGGCUGUGCCAGGAGCUGCGGGAGGCAACCGAGUGCCGGGAGUUUCUUGACCAGGAGAACCGCAUGUCCCGCACGCAGCUGCUGGAGGUGGAGGCCAGGCUGAAGACCUCACUGGCCACCUUGCAGGAACGCAGCCUGCAGUACGAGGAGCUGAUGGACUCCCACCAGCGCCUGCGGGAAGAGCAGGCUGCCCUCAGCCAGGAGCUGGAGAACACCAAGGCUGAGCUCCUCGACUUGCAGCUCAAAAGGGAGAAAGUCUCCUGGUGCUCGGCGGACAUCACUGAGAGCAAGAUACGGCUGCAGGAGCUCGCUGACUGCCUCAGGGCUGCUCUGCCAGAGGAGGAUGAUGAUGCCCCAUCAAGAAGCAGAGCCUGGACCCCGGCUCCACGGACCCCAGGCUGGCGGACACCGGGCUGGCAGACACCCCACCGUGCCUGGACCCCCGCCUGACGCAAACCGGCGUGCCCACCCCGCACUCCGUACCGCACCGGCAGCUCCUUCGUGGGCAGUGUCCUGAAAGCAGUGUCAGGGAAAGAUGCCGAUGAAGCCACCGGAGGUGGGAGUGCAGUUACUAAGGACAAAGCUGCCUCUGCACCAAAGGCAACAGAGCCUGAGGAUGGUUUGCUGGAGAGUGUGAAGGAGCUGAGAGCUGUGGUCUCCAGCCUCACCAUGCUGAGCUCCCGCAUCCAGGAGCUGGAGCAGAGCGAGUUCAAGGCACUGCAGAUGGAGAUCUCUGACCUGCAGCUCCGUCUGGAGACGGUGACAACCGAGAGCCAGGAGAAGAUGGAUGCCCAGGCUGCCACCAUUGCCAAGCUGAACAAGACGCUGAGGGGCAAGCUAGAGAACGAGAAGGAGCUGCAGGACGCGGUGAAACGGCAGGAAGCGAGGAUGCUGCAACUCAUUGACAAGAGUGGGGAAGUUAUGAGGCUGAAGGGAGAGGUCUCCCAGCUGAAGCGCUCGCUCCAGCGUGCGGAGACGGAGGCCAAGGUGCUGUGGGAGGAGAUGAGGGGGCAGGAGCCCAAGGUGGAUGCUGCCUAUGUCCAGGAGCGAGUCCUGCUGCGGCAGGAGGUGGACAAACUGCGGCUGCUGCUCCUGGAGAAAGAGGAUGAGAAUCUGCUGCUCUCUGACAAGUACCUGGAGCAGGUCCGAGGGCUGGAGCUGAGGCUCAAAGUGCUGAGGACCCAUGAGGAGAUGCAGGAGAAGAUGAAAGAG